AUGGAUCUCGUCAACCACUUGGAAGGCCGCCUUCUCUUCGCCGUGCCCAAAAAAGGACGUCUGCAACAAGCAACCCUCGACCUCCUUGCCGGCUGUGAUGUUCAGUUCCGCCGCGAAACCCGCCUUGACAUUGCCCUGGUCAAGAACCUGUCCAUCGCGCUGAUCUUCCUGCCCGCCGCUGAUAUCCCCACCUUCGUUGGUGAGGGCCGUGUCGAUCUGGGCAUUACUGGCCGCGACCAGGUUGCCGAGCACGAUUCCACCCUGCCUGCCGGCGAGGUCUCCGGCGUUGAGGAGAUCCUUGAUCUCGGCUUCGGCGCCUGCAAGCUUCAGGUGCAGGUCCCCGAGAAGGGCGAUCUGAAGGAGGCCAAGGACCUCGUUGGCCGCAACGUCGUCACUAGCUUCACUGCUCUCACCGAGGCUUUCUUCCGUCAGCUUGAGGGUGCCGAGGCCGGCCAGAAGCUCUCCACCAAGAUCAAGUAUGUUGGUGGUAGUGUGGAGGCUGCUUGCGCUCUCGGAGUCGCGGAUGGCAUUGUUGAUCUCGUUGAGUCUGGUGAGACCAUGAAGGCUGCUGGCCUGAAGGCCAUUGACACCGUUGUCUCGAGCACUGCAGUGCUGGUUAAGUCCCGCAACUCCAACAGCGAUAUUCUGAACCUCCUCACUUCCCGUUUGCGCGGUGUUAUCACCGCCCAGAAGUUCGUCCUGUGCCAAUACAACAUCCCCCGUGGCCAGCUGUCUGUCGCGUCGAAGAUUACCCCCGGUAAGCGCGCGCCUACUAUCACCGCCCUUGAGGAGGAGGGUUGGGUUGCUGUCAGUGCUAUGGUAGAGAAGAAGCGCAUCGCCACCGUAAUGGAUGAGCUGACCGCCGCCGGCGCAAGUGAUAUCUUGGUCAUCAACAUUGCCAACUCACGGGCGGAUUAA
Messenger RNA from Penicillium paradoxum, 918 nucleotides. Its product is annotated as ATP phosphoribosyltransferase. The transcript has 4 exons. Gene Ontology annotation, molecular function: magnesium ion binding; ATP phosphoribosyltransferase activity. Gene Ontology annotation, cellular component: cytoplasm. Gene Ontology annotation, biological process: L-histidine biosynthetic process. The coding region runs from base 1 to 918 and encodes 305 amino acids. NCBI's taxonomy places the organism in Eukaryota, Fungi, Ascomycota, Eurotiomycetes, Eurotiales, Aspergillaceae. The record is from RefSeq and is a predicted model, not a curated record.